Sinocyclocheilus anshuiensis is the source of this 1346-nucleotide messenger RNA. Its product is annotated as guanylyl cyclase-activating protein 2-like. Lineage: Eukaryota; Metazoa; Chordata; Actinopteri; Cypriniformes; Cyprinidae. The transcript is spliced from 4 exons. Gene Ontology annotation, molecular function: calcium ion binding; calcium sensitive guanylate cyclase activator activity. The record is from RefSeq and is a predicted model, not a curated record. Gene Ontology annotation, biological process: visual perception. Gene Ontology annotation, cellular component: cone photoreceptor outer segment; photoreceptor inner segment. The coding region runs from base 296 to 889 and encodes 197 amino acids.
CUUGUGCUGAAUCCCAAGCCAGUAGAGCACCUUUGCUAAUAGACUGAGGUUAGUUUUACACUUUGGUACAUACUGAAAUUUGUAACUUCAGUUUUUACUAUUAUUUUUAAAGGGCAUACGCGUUUGUAUCCUAAAUCAGACAUUUUUGGUGUUGGAUUAUCAGUUUGUGGGGCUUAAAAGGUUUAUUGGGAUGUCUGGAUCAGGGAGAACUCCAGGACAGUGAAGCUGACAGAUGUGAUAAUGGACAUUUUUUGUUGAGAAGCAGAGCUUGUGUUCUUUAUUGUCAUCUUUCGCGAUGGGUCAGCGACUCAGUGAGGAUUCGGACGAUAAAGAGAUUGAUGUUGCUGAACUGCAGGAGUGGUAUAAAAAGUUUGUGGUUGAAUGUCCGAGCGGGACCCUCUUCAUGCAUGAGUUCAAGAGCUUCUUUGGUGUAACUGGAAACCCAGAAGCGGCCGAUUAUAUAGAAAACAUGUUUCGUGCUUUUGAUAAAAAUGGGGACAACACUAUUGAUUUUCUGGAGUACGUUGCAGCCUUGAAUCUAGUGCUGCGAGGAAAGUUGGAGCACAAACUGAAAUGGACUUUUAAAAUGUAUGACAAGGAUGGGAGUGGCUGCAUCGACAAAACAGAGCUCAAGGAGAUUGUGGAGUCAAUCUACCGACUAAAGAAAGCCUGCCAUGGUGAACUUGAUGAAGAGUGUAACCUACUGACCCCAGAUCAGGUGGUGGACCGAAUAUUUGAGCUAGUGGAUGAGAAUGGAGAUGGGGAGUUGUCUCUGGAUGAGUUCAUUGACGGGGCACGACGUGACAAGUGGGUCAUGAAGAUGCUGCAAAUGGACGUGAACCCCGGGGACUGGAUCAAUGAACAGAGACGCCGCAGCGCCAACUUCUGAACUCCAUAUUCACUAAAACAACCCUUAACAGAAGCCUACCCCUUAACCAACAUAUACAGAGCAUGCAUAGUUUCUCAACUACAGUCUUUUAGUCUUGGUUCAUUCAAUUGAAUUUAAGCCAUCAGUCUUUUUUUUUUAAUGUAGUGGUGUAACUCCCAUUUAUUUUUUUGACAAACAGAAUUAAUUCUAUCUACAUGUAAAUAUUCAUGUUUUCUUUAUUGUUUCUUUCAUUCUUGUUGUUAGGAUUUGUAAAAGGCUCACUUUCAUGACUGACUGGAUUUCUGACUUCCUGUUAUUAUUAUUCUGCAGAUGAGGUGCAUUUGAGUUUACUGUAUGUGGCAUAUUACUCAACUUAUAAACAACAGCAAUCCAUUUCAAAUUGGCAUAUCUGAUGUUUGUAAAUACAUGAAUAUCGUAAAGAAUGAAGUCCCUGGAAGGUCUCAAUUAUAAAGUUAUU